Apodemus sylvaticus (European woodmouse) is the source of this 1405-nucleotide messenger RNA. Its product is annotated as apolipoprotein L3-like. The record is from RefSeq and is a predicted model, not a curated record. Gene Ontology annotation, biological process: lipoprotein metabolic process; lipid transport. Gene Ontology annotation, molecular function: lipid binding. Gene Ontology annotation, cellular component: membrane; extracellular region. The transcript is spliced from 3 exons. The coding region runs from base 146 to 1162 and encodes 338 amino acids. NCBI's taxonomy places the organism in Eukaryota, Metazoa, Chordata, Mammalia, Rodentia, Muridae.
UUCAGUACAGCUCUCCCCACUCCAUCCGACAGGGGUUUUUUUCUCAUUCUUUUAGCCUGGACACACAGAGAACUGUGAGGAAUACUUUUGAGAGAUCCCACGCCAGGAACAUCCCACGCCAGGAACCAAGGACCCUGCAGCCCUCAUGGCCUCCAGAGUCUUGAUGGGACAAUUCAUUCAGAAAACCACUGAAUACCUGCAAAACACGGUCAGCAGAAAAGACCUGCAGCUUCUGUUGGCCAAAGAGGAAGCCUGGAAAGUGUUGGUGGCAGAGGCUGAACUGUCCAGAGACGAGGAAACCUCACUGUAUAGGGCUCUGAAGCGGCUCCCAGAACUCCCUACCUUAGAGGACAAAGACAGUCUUCAAAAAGAACUGCAGGACAGGAAGAGGUUUUUGGAAGCUUUUCCUAAGUUAAAAAGAAAGCUGCAGAAAAAUAUCAGGAAGCUCCGAGCUCUGGCUGACCACCUUGACCAGGUGCACAGGAACUGCACCAUCUCCAACGUGGUGACCGCCUCCACCAGCGCUGGCUCGGGAGUCCUGGGCAUCCUAGGUCUAGCUCUGGCACCUAUAACAGCAGGGGGCAGUCUGCUGCUCUCAGCAACUGGGUUGGGGCUGGGGAUAGUAGCUACUGUAACUGGAACUACCUCUGCAAUUGUGGAGCGAACAAGCAGGUGGUCAGAUGAGGCUGAAGCCAAGCGCCUGAUGUCAGACACCUUGGACAUUCUGAAUACAGUUCUUGUCCUGGGUCAGAAUGGACUCAAACUUGAUAAAACAAUCUCUAAUGUCAUCAAGCAAUUGAAAUUUUUGGGAAAACAUAUCCGUGCCAUUAGGGUAGUCAGAGCCAACCGCCUCAUGACUUCGGGGAGAACCCCUGCCGCACGUGCUAGACGGGUGCAGAAUACUUUUGAAGGCACUGCUCUAGCAAUGACCCCAAGUGCCAGAAUCAUGGGUGCAGUCACUGCAGGUGCCUUCCUCGCAAUGGAUGUGGAUUCCAUUUUAAAGGAUGCCAGGCAUUUAUGUAAUGGAGCUAAAUCAGAGUCAGGCGAAGACCUGCGGGCCCUGGCUCAGGAGCUGGAGGAAAUGUUGAAAAAGAUUUCCCAGAUCCACAAGACCCUCCUUAGUGACAACCAGCUCAGAGAACAUGGAGGUUGGUGGAGAUGAUCCGGACAGAUUUGAGGCAUGGAGGCAUUCUGUUAAAGGGAGAAUGAGAUGGUCAGUUUUCACUGUCCUCUUGACACAAUCUAGAAUCACGUGGGAAGAGAGGUCUCCAUGAGUGAUCUUCUAGUUCAACAUGUCCUGUGGACAGGCCUAGAUUUUUCUAAAUGACUCUAAUUAAUGUGGGUCAAUUCCUCCACCAUGGGUGGCAGUGCUCUCUAAAUAUGGAUUCUGAACUAUAUAAUAAAA